This is a messenger RNA of Paracoccidioides brasiliensis Pb18, 1764 nucleotides long. RefSeq lists its product as uncharacterized. The transcript is spliced from 3 exons. The coding region runs from base 1 to 1764 and encodes 587 amino acids. The record is from RefSeq and is a predicted model, not a curated record.
AUGACCAACCCUCCAAGGGUUUCGAUGCCAAAAGGAUCUUCUCUCAAAAUGAAGGCUCAAUAUCUUCCAAAACAAUCCACAGGACAAGGUUGCUCCCAGUCAACCUCUGCUAUCACCCAGGAUAAUGACUUCCAUUCCCAGGAUGCAUUUUCUUUCUCUCCAUUCUGUGCUUCCAACAAUCUGCCUGAUGUCAACCAAUGGACAUAUAUGAGCUCUAGUUCUAGCACUACGAGCGAUACCACAGAUGAAUCGUUUGAAACUGGCUCAAUGUCAGUAACAGAACCAGACAUCUCCAAUUCCCAGGGUUUUCCAUUUUCUUCCUUUCGUCAUCCUGUGAUGUCAGGUCAUGUCAGCUCUUUGGACCACCACACUGCCAGUUAUUCCUCACUUUCAGAUAUCCAUAAUAUGCAAGAUACGACAGAAUCAGGAAACAGUCCACAAUUGACAUUUAGCAGUCUGCAAGGAUACCAGUCCGUCUUUGUUUUGCCAUUUGAGAAUGAUGUAUCUCAGCCAAAUACCCAUGGCUGUAACCAGGAAGACUCGAAGCAGCUGCGACUUGGAUCCGUUGAAAUGGAAGAUACCGAAAUGUUUACUGGUGCACGACCAUACGACCAGUUGCCAAUAGAUUCAGAUACUUUUUCUGUGGGAUCUACGAGCCAAGUGUCAGAUCUUUUCGGUCACGCUCCUAUUACCCCACCUUUGACCGAUGGAAGCAAUGAUACCUCUGUGUCCUCAACAUGUUCACAGACAAGCUAUCCUCCAUUUCCCGGACAAGAAGAGGAUGGCAUGUUUGUCGAUAUGUCAAGUUCCGUUUCUCCUAAAAGUUUCAAUCUUGGAGACCCUCUCUACCGUUUCACACCCCCCAGCAAACAGGACCCGAACAGAACCAUUAGGGCUUCAAAGCAAAGCCAACGACCGCUGCUAUCCGCUGCAGGUUCCCGGCCAAGGAAGACGGAACAAAUUUUGUUUUCUCUCUCCAUGGGACAAAAUCAAAGAUAUAAUGACGGCCAGGAUGCCAGGGGCCCUAGGGAUCACCCGUUUUAUUCCAUGUCAACACAAGCUGAUGGAAAAUACCACUGCCCUUUUGAAAAUGAUGAGAAGCCCUGCACUCAUCCACCAACCACCCAAAAAUGCGCUUAUCAUAAAUACGUUGAUUCUCACCUGAAGCCAUACCGGUGUAAAGUUAACCAAUGUGUGGAUGCCCAUUUCUCCUCAAAUGCUUGCCUCUUCCGCCAUGAACGGGAAGCACACGGAAUGCAUGGCCAUGGAGAGAAUCCCCAUCUCUGCCGCUUCGCAACCUGCGAGCGCUCUGUUCCCGGAAACGGAUUCCCCCGCCGCUGGAAUCUCCAUGAUCACAUGAAGCGAGUGCAUGAUUAUACUUCAUCUGAGAGGGCUAAUUCAACAGAAGAGGCCCCAGUGGUUGGCCAACCAUCCAAGAAGAAGGAUUCUGCAGCCCGCAAAAGAAAAGGAGCCAAAGCCACGACCAUGAAGAAAGUUCGAUCCACUCCGUCACAACCAACGGCUUCCGCAAAGGCAGCGCAAACACAGGCUCAACAGGGACAGCAACUCCAAAAUGCCGAGCGAAACUACUACAACUGCCUUCUGCGGCUACGAGAGGAUUUGAACAACAUCAACCCCCAGAACCCGAGUCUGCAUGACAAGGCAAAUGCCAGUUUGCAGGAGCUCCACACUCUUGCCCUUAAUUACCGCUGCAUUCGCGCUAGCCAAGCUGCGACUGAGCGAUCAUCGGGAUACUCUCGAUGA